AUGAAGCUGCAAGAUAGAACGCUGCAAAAGAACCAGAUGAAGGGUCUACAUCAAUUCAUUGUUGACUUGAGAAAUUCCAAGGAUCAAGAGGAAGAAUACAAGAAAAUUCGUACUGAGGCAAAUAGUAUUCAAAAUAAAUUUCAAUCCACCACGUUGAACAACUAUCAAAAGAAAAAGUACAUUUGCAAAUUGAUCUAUAUAUUUAUUCUGGGCUAUUCCGACUUGGUCAACUAUGGGUUGAAUGAGUCCAUCGAGUUGAUAAAAUCCAACACUUUCAGUGAGAAGAAAUUAGGUUAUCUUGCCGUUGCUAUACUUUUGAAUAAUGAGAGCCCGAAUACCAAAGCUUUGUUCACUUCUAAAGAACAUUUGAAUCAUACAUUGGAAGUUACUCAUCCUUACCUAGUACAAGACCUACGAUCUACAGAUGAAGAAGUCAAUUGCUUAGCGAUACAGAUGAUUGCAACAUGUUUUACAGUGUCAGACACCACGAUUUAUGACGGCGACGGUAAUGCGAUGCAAUGGAUAGAACUCAUUGAUGCCAUUUUUGCUUCUGCAACAUCUCCAUUGCAGAAACCUGUUGUUAAACAAAAAGCAUUGAUCACCUUAAAGUCACUUCUUCAGUUAUAUCCCGAGGUCAUCAUAAAAAAUAACAAUUGGAUUCCUCGCUUGUUGAAGAUAAUGGAGGAGUCAAAAGAUAUCGGAGUUGUAACUUCAGUUGUACCUUUACUAGACUAUAUCUUGACCAUUAGACCACAAAUUGUUAGGUCAGUGCUUCCUUCUGUUGCACAGAGACUAUACUCUUUGAUAGUAUUGAAUGAGUGUCCCCCAGAGUACUACUACUACGACACUCCGGCUCCUUGGCUCAUUGUAAAGCUUUUGCAAUUUGUGGAGAACAACUUUUUAGUGUCUAGUGAUGGGAUACAAUUUUCAGUGGACAAGAUCGAUGGUGCCACUUUGAACCAACUUCGUCAAAUUGUAUCCAAGUCUAUUCAAAAUGCAUCCCAUCACAUAAAAGGCCUACCGAACAGAAACUCAAGAAGCUCCAUCUUGUUUCAGGCAGUCUCAUUGGCUGUAUUUUUGGAGGCUUCUCCUGAAGCUAUCGCUGGUGCAUCCAAUGCACUUUUAAAUCUCAUUAUGUCCCAUGAUACCAACACCAGAUAUCUAGCUCUUGAUGCGUUGAUAAAGCUCACUGCGAGACUGGAGUCACCUUACUUAUCCUCGAAGGACAAGUUUGGAGAAAUUUUGCCCGUUUUUAUCAACUUACUCAAGGAUAAAGACAUAUCUGUGCGAAGAAAAGCAUUGGACUUGCUUUACACUAUCUGCAAUGAUGACACAUACUCAGUUAUUUUGAAUGAGUUGUUGCUCUACUUCCCUCAUGCUGACCAGCAAAUGAAACAGGAGUUGGCUAUAAAAAUUGCUGUCUUGGCAGAGCAAUUUGCAACGGAUUCUACGUGGUAUGUCACUACAACGCUUAAGCUACUCUCCAUUGGAGGCGGUUCUAAUGCUAAUGGCGUCGGAUUUAUUAGUAAUGAAGUGUGGGAAAGAAUUGUGCAAAUAGUAGUGAACAAUGAUGAUUUGCACAAGAAAACAGCCAAGAUGAUUAUCAACUUGAUGAAGAAACCAUUUGGCGAUUCGCAUUCUCCUGUAUCGGAAUAUUUGAUCAAGGUGGCUGCGUUUGUACUAGGUGAAUUUGGACACGAGGUAGACGACGCCAACGACAGCAAUAUUGGCGUGCAAUUUCGCUUACUUUAUGACGCUUAUUUUGGUGUUUCAAUCUCCACUAGAGCAAUGUUGUUGAGCACCUAUCUCAAGUUUCUCGUCAAGUUCCCCGAAGCUGACUUUGUUCCAGAAAUCGUUGACUUGUUUGAAGUAGAAACGCAAUCAUUAGACUUGGAGAUUCAAGGUAGAGCAUACGAAUACUUGAAGUUGUCAACGGUACAUUCAGACUUUAGGUUGGCCAAGACUGUGAUCAAACCUAUACCUGCAUUCAACCAACAGGAAAGUCCAUUGCUCAAAAGACUUGGAGUUUUGGCAAACCGCCCUGGUGUUAGUAGAUCUAAAUCGAGAGUGUUGGCAAGGAAUAUCAAAACCAAACCAGCGAAUGGUUUCAAUAAUGGUAUCACUGAAGGGGAUGUCAGUGCAAAAAAGAGUAGUGCCUUGACUACCAAUUGGUACUCUGGCUUCCAUAGAUUGCUCCAUUUUGAUGCUGGAAUAUUCUUCGAAAACAAUCUCAUCAAGAUUACUUAUAGGUUGGUGAAAAAUGGGAAUGAAUUUGUCAUUCAAUUCACCGUUGUCAACAACGCUCACAAAACCGUUGGCGAGACCAUCACUGGAUUUAAUAUCCUUAAUCUUGAAUCGAUGGCAAAGAAGGAAGACCCUAGCUAUUUACUUAGAAUAUUGCAAGUCCCCGAAUCCACCAUUGAAAAUCAAAGCCAAAUGGAUAUAAGUAUAAAAGUCAGAGGCGUGGUCGAAAAUCACGAAGACCCAAUUAUCUCCAUCACCUUUAUGUGUGGCGGCUCUUUUAACCAUUUGAGUUUGAAAUUCCCUGUUCAGCUUAUAAAGACCCUCACUUCUGCCCCCAUUCGAGGAGCAGAUGAGUUUGAAAAAAGAUGGGGUCAAAUUGGUGAGCAUUUAGGACUCGAAAGAGGUGAGAGUAGCGUUGUUGUGCACUUGUCACAUAGACACGAUGCAGCACAAAUCUGUCGCUCCUUAUCUAGGAUAGGGUUUACUGCUCUUACUGAAUCCAAUCACGGUAUUGACGUUAUUGGCGCGGGAAUCAUUCACACCCAAAAGUCAAAUUAUGGAGUUCUUGUCAAAUUGCUAGGCUUGGAUACAGAGGGUAAAGAGUUAAAGAUAUCGGUGAGGUGCACUGGUGGUGGGGUGGCAGAAAUAAUUGCAUCCACAAUGGAGGAGAUUUUUGUAGGUAAAUACCACUAA
Messenger RNA from Lodderomyces parapsilosis, 2937 nucleotides. RefSeq lists its product as uncharacterized. Gene Ontology annotation, biological process: clathrin-dependent endocytosis; intracellular protein transport. The record is from RefSeq and is a predicted model, not a curated record. Gene Ontology annotation, cellular component: membrane coat; AP-2 adaptor complex. Lineage: Eukaryota; Fungi; Ascomycota; Pichiomycetes; Serinales; Debaryomycetaceae. Bases 1 to 2937 code for a protein of 978 amino acids. Gene Ontology annotation, molecular function: clathrin-cargo adaptor activity. The transcript has a single exon.